AUUUUUCCACAAAUUUUGUUUUUCCUUUUUUUUUUCUGUCGUUUUAUGUGCGCUUGUGCGGUCAUGUGUUCAAAACGAAACGAAGAAUCCCUCUCUCUCAGAAACUGAAAAACUGGAAAAUUGGAUCUCUCAUUAAAAUAAGGAUUCAGGAAAAAAGAAGAAUUUUGCCCGGAAUUUAUUAGAAAGAGAAUCAGCAGAUUUCAGAUCAUUCUCUUUCGUUUUCAUGAAAAUUUGCUUUGACGAUCUCAUCAAUUUACAGAUCUUUGAGAAAGGCAGCGCCUUACAUACACUCCAAAAUAUAUAUAGACUAGUUUUCAGUGUUAGGGUUAAAUCUGAAUUGUGACCCAAAAUAGCAGUUCGGCUUUUUUUAUGUGAGGAUGCGGAGCUGGAGAGAUCAGAGGAAGGUCUUAACUCAAAGGUGAGGAACUGACUAUCUAUCAUUUAUGAUAUCGUCAUCUAUGUUUGGAGGUCAUGUGACAAUCUCCACUAAUAGCCCCUUUCUCCGGCGGUCUAGUAGUAGACCUGUUGUUUCUGAACCAGGCUCAACUGAGAGACCUAUUGAUGUUGAUGAAGUAUUCUCCUUACCAAUAGAAGCAAGUGAAAUGAAGACGGGUGAUACUUCAAAACACGGCGCAGCUAUAAUGCCAUCUCCAAUUUUUCUAUGGAGAUUCAAGGUUCUGCUAUUUUCCUUGUGGGGUUUUAUCUGCUGCAAGAUUGGCAUCGAUUCCGUUCUGCGAAUGAAUGCAGAUUUACGAGAUUUGUUUCUGUAUGAAGCAUUCUUAUAUUAUAAUCCUCUACUUCUUGUGACUAUGAUGGUGUGGCUCUGGGGGAUCAAUCUUUGGGUUUUUGCACAAUCAUCUGUUAAUUAUGCAAAAAUAUUUGAUCUUGAUCAGACCCAUCUUACUCACAGAGAAACAUGGACGUGUGCCACAUGGAUGACUAUAGUUGUGCCUUCAAGUAUGACAGCAUAUCUCUAUCUGUACUCUCAUGGAGAAGUAUCGUGGGCUGCAUCACAACCAGUGAUUUUGUAUGCCGUUGUUUUGAUGGUUCUCAUUUUCCCUUUUGAUAUUUUCUAUUUAUCCUCCCGUUAUUACUUGUUAAAGACACUUUGGCGGAUAGCAUUUCCAAUUCAGCCAAUUACAUUCUCUGACUUCUUUGUGGCUGAUAUUUUGACCUCAAUGGCAAAGGUAUUCUCAGAUUUGGAGCGCUCAGUCUGUCGUAUGGUCCAUCGGCAGGUUGCAACUAUCGCAUGGUUUGAAGCUGACUCUAUCUGUGGUAGUCAUUCCGCUGCAAUUCCUUUAGUGCUUGUAUUACCUUAUGUUUGGCGCUUCUUCCAAUGCCUUCGGCAAUAUAAGGAUACCAGGGAGAGAACAUGCCUUUUGAAUGCUUUAAAGUACUCAACUGCAGUCCCUGUUAUUUUUCUUUCGGCAUUGAAAUACCAUGUAUUCCCCGAUCAGUGGACCAACAUCUAUCGCCCUCUCUGGCUCCUCUCAAGUGUUGCGAAUUCAUUGUAUUCAUUUUAUUGGGAUGUCACCAGGGACUGGGACUUGAGUGUUUUCUCCAGAAUAUUCAAAUUCAAAACUCCACAUCUAUGCUCCAAUGUGUUGUAUGGACGACAAUGGGUUUAUUAUUGGGCAAUAGGAAGCAACUUGGUCCUCAGGUGCACAUGGACAUACAAGCUUUCAGCUCAUCUCCGCCAUAAUUACCUUACUGUGUUUACAAUUACGGCUCUUGAAAUGCUUCGAAGGUUUCAGUGGAUAUUCUUCAGAGUAGAGAAUGAAUGGAACAAGAUGACUCUUAAGCCAAGCUUGCAGGUCUCCAUGAAUGAUAUACCCCAUGAAGAAGACAGAUUACUACCCCCUAUGAACAAUGACCAUGAUGUAUGAUGAUGAUACCAUGAGCUUCUUCUAUCAUUAAGCUUUUGAAACUUUUUUUUUCAUUCGUUGAGGGAUUUCAUUUUUGAUAUAGAAUGCUUCUUGGUAUCAUCUCAGACCUAAUUUUCAGGUUUCCCAUUUCAUUUUGGGGAUAUAGUGAAGUUACAGCUGCAAUUUUUAGAAAGAGAAAAUGUCUGAUGCAAAUGAGAUGCGCAUUCCUGGAGGAGCAGAUUUCGAUCUGUUGUUAUGAGAAUGUUAAUGGUUUGCUGUCUAAAAUGUGAACGGUUUUAAACCAUUCAAAAAAUCCGAACUAUGUUUCGAUUUUAUUGGUAAACUAUUUCAUAGGGCCAAUAAAGAGCAGCACAUAUGCUGUGCUCCUUCAGGAGUAUAUCAGUUAUUCCCUUGGGAA
This is a messenger RNA of Amborella trichopoda, 2283 nucleotides long. Its product is annotated as EXS (ERD1/XPR1/SYG1) family protein. The record is from RefSeq and is a predicted model, not a curated record. Gene Ontology annotation, cellular component: cytoplasm; membrane. Lineage: Eukaryota; Viridiplantae; Streptophyta; Magnoliopsida; Amborellales; Amborellaceae.